AUGCACGCGAAGUCGGACUCGGAGGUAACGAGCCUGGCGGCAUCCUCGCCGCCGCGGUCGCCGCGCCGGCCGCUUUACUACGUGAUGAGCCCGUCGCAGCACGAGGCAGAGAAGAUGUCGAUAUCUUCCAGCCCCCCCGCGUCGCCGUAUCACCAACACCACCACCCGCACCACCACCGGUACGCUAGCUCCCCAAUCCACCACUCCAGAGAGUCCUCUACCACGCGCUUCUCCGCCUCGCUCUGGAACGGCGGCCCUUGGAGGAAGCUCUCCUACGCGCGCGACGGCUGCGAGGAGGAGGAAGACGACAGCGAUGAGGAGGACAACGCGUGGAGGCGGUCGGGCAUCCCGCCGAAAUGCUACGCCGUGCUCUUCGUCCUGGGCUUCGUGGCCCUUUUCUCCUUCUUCUCCAUCGUCCUCUGGGGCGCAAGCAGGGCCUACAAGCCGAACAUUUCUGUCAAGGUCACAUAUUCCCUUCGUCUCCCUCCCUUCCCACUGACUCGUCUCAGCCGUCCCCCCAAGCCGAGCGGACCUGGUUGACAAGACCGACGAAUCCUAUCCCUAUCUCAACUGAAGAAAUGAUUUUUUGUCUCUCCUUCCAUGGCAGAGCAUCGCGUUCCAGAGCUUCAACCUCCACCCGGGGAUGGACUGGUCGGGGGUCCCGACCAAGAUGCUGACGAUGAACUCGACGGUGAAGAUCUCCUUCCGGAACCCGGCUACCUUCUUCGGCGUGCACGUUUCCUCCACCCCUCUCGAGCUCUACUUCUGCGACCUGGUCGUCGCCGCCGGCCGCGUAAGCUCCCCUUCUAUCUCCCUCUCCUCUCCCUCUCCCUUCCUCCUUCCCUCCCGUUCUGCAGGUCACGAGUGUUUGUCUGCUUGUUCCACUGACGAGUAGAUGAAGGAGUUCUACCAGCCGAGGAAGAGCCAGAGAAUGGUGACGGUGAGGGUGGCGGCGGAGCAGGUCCCGGUCUACGGCGGAGGGUCGACCUUCACCAGCCUCGGCGACGGGGAGGCCCCAGCGAACAUCCCCCUCAACCUGACCUUCGUGAUGCGGGCUAGGGCGCGCGUCCUCGGCAAGCUGGUCCGGUCCAAGUUCUACCGUCGGAUACGCUGCUCCCUGCACUUCACCGAGCCGCACCUCCGCAAGCCGUUGGAUCUCUCCCGCGUCUGCCGCUACCGUAGCUAG
This is a messenger RNA of Spirodela intermedia, 1186 nucleotides long. The record is from the annotation of a GenBank genome assembly. Lineage: Eukaryota; Viridiplantae; Streptophyta; Magnoliopsida; Alismatales; Araceae.